UUGAGAUUCACGGGAUAUGGAGCUCCAUACGACUAUGGUGACUUCUACAGCGAGCUCUACAGUAGUGAUAGUGGUGAGGAUAUAUACGACUGGCUCCAAUCCCCCCACCCACGUCGCGGGGACGUGGAGAUAGAACUAACGUCGCCGGCCGGGACGAGAUCCAUUCUCCUGCCAAACAGAGACUACGACUUCGUCAACACUGAGGGAUACGACAACUGGCCAUUCAUGUCGGUCCACUUCUGGGGAGAGGAUCCCACCGGUACCUGGACCCUGCGUACCACCUUCCGGGCUUCUUCUGGCCACAUUGCUGUGAAAGAUGCGUCAGUUACAAUGUUAGGUGUAGCGGAGGUCCCUAUCUCUGCUUCCACUCUCCCUCCCUCCUGCCAUCCUACCUGUGUCAGAGGGUGCCACGCCGAGGGACCUGAGAAUUGUGACGCAUGCAAAAACUUUCGAUUGAUCUCAACGCUCGAGUGUGUAGACGAUUGCCCAAAUGGGACCCACCCCUUUAAUAAGUACUGUGUGAUUGAUUCGGAAGAUGAUGUCAACGGAAUUCAGUGUCCAACAGACGAAGUAGAGAGCUACAUUGAUGCCAAGAGUGUUGGGCUAGGUGUGUGGCAGUGGUUGUACUGGUAG
Geodia barretti is the source of this 633-nucleotide messenger RNA. The record is from the annotation of a GenBank genome assembly. NCBI's taxonomy places the organism in Eukaryota, Metazoa, Porifera, Demospongiae, Tetractinellida, Geodiidae.